Molecule: messenger RNA, 1533 nt
Organism: Odobenus rosmarus divergens (Pacific walrus)
Lineage: Eukaryota; Metazoa; Chordata; Mammalia; Carnivora; Odobenidae
Gene: PNPO
Product: pyridoxamine 5'-phosphate oxidase
Exons: 7
Coding region: 139-924 (261 amino acids)
Biological process (GO): pyridoxal 5'-phosphate biosynthetic process; pyridoxine biosynthetic process
Molecular function (GO): FMN binding; pyridoxamine phosphate oxidase activity
Source: RefSeq, a predicted model, not a curated record
GGACUUAGGACCUGUUAGCAGGGCCUGGCGACUGGCGAAUUCUUCCUUCCCCCGGGUAAACUCCCGGGCUGAGAAACUGGUUCCGAACCCAACUGAACCCAGCGCUGGGCAACGCCGGGUCACGUGGCUGGCGGCCUCAUGACGUGCAGGCUGCGAGGCGUCACCGUGACGUUCGGGCGACCUGCCGAGUGGCCUCGCUACCUCCACCACCUGUGCGGAGGCGGUGGCGUGAUGGACCUGGGCCCGAUGCGCAAGAGUUACCGCGGGGACCGAGAGGCAUUUGAGGAGACUCAGCUGACCUCCCUGGACCCCAUGAAGCAGUUUGCUGCCUGGUUUGAAGAGGCUGUUCAGUGUCCUGACAUAGGGGAGGCUAAUGCCAUGUGUCUGGCUACCUGCACCAGAGACGGAAAACCCUCUGCCCGCAUGGUGCUGCUGAAGGGCUUUGGCAAGGACGGCUUCCGCUUCUUCACUAACUUCGAGAGUCGGAAGGGAAAAGAGCUGGACUCCAAUCCCUUUGCUUCCCUUGUCUUCUACUGGGAGCCCCUCCACCGUCAGGUGCGCGUGGAGGGCUCCGUGAAGAAGCUGCCUGAAGAGGAGGCUGAGUGCUACUUUCACUCCCGCCCCAAGAGCAGCCAGAUUGGGGCUGUGGUCAGUCGCCAGAGUUCUGUGAUCCCUGAUCGGGAGUAUCUGAGAAAGAAAAAUGAGGAACUGGAGCAGCUCUACCGAGAACAAGAGGUGCCAAAGCCAAAGUACUGGGGUGGCUAUAUCUUGUACCCACAAGUGGUGGAGUUCUGGCAAGGCCAAACCAACCGUCUGCAUGACCGGAUCAUCUUUCGGCGGGGCCUGCCAACAGAAGACUCCCCUUUGGGGUCCAUGACCCACCGUGGGGAGGAAGACUGGCUCUAUGAGAGACUUGCACCCUGACUCUCGAUCUGCUGGCACCAACUGGAGCUGGGGCCGCGUGCUAAGAGAGGGUGUGGGAUGGUGAAUGGGACCCUUCUGAACUCAGCCUAUUUCCCUCCCCACCCCUUAUAUUUAAGGCUCUUCAGAGUUCAAGCUCCGAAUUCUGUACUUUCAGUUGGCUCUCAAGUAGGUAGUCUAGUGGAGCAUAAACAGUGGCGUAGAGAAUCACAAAUGGGGAAAAAAAAAAAAUCCCAUAAUUAUUUUCUUGACCUUGAAUACGAUUUAUUGGAAUAGCUCCCUCUAGAGGUAGUAGCUGGUGUGAUUCCCUUUUCUAGUGACCCUGGGUGGGCCCCCGUGGCCCUGUCCACUAGGGUAUGACUGAGUCAUACUGCCCGAAGCUGACUGGUUCCAGCAUAAGUACCUGAGCCAAUCUGGCUGAUCCGUUUUUUUCUUGUCAACAAUUUGAAAUUUGAAAUGGAGAGACCCAGAGCAUGAGAGGCAUUGUAGCCAAGUCCUACGGUGGCAAUGGCAGCCAAGAAGCAAGCCUCCAGGUGCUGUUCCUGUAACUCCCUGAGUGACCUUGGAUCCCUCCUUCCCACGUCUGGGCUGUGUAACUCCUCCUCCUGCCUC